AUGACUAGAAACCAUGGUGCAGAGUCCCUAGCGGAUACCUUUCUCAGAAGUCCAACUUACCCUAGUAAUUGCCUCGCAUUUAUGAAGGAAACGCCAGUCAAAUCUCGGAAUAUCAAAUCUCAGUUAGCACUAAGUAUCGUCGUCGUUGGCGCCGGCCUCGGCGGACUCGCAACAGCCAUUGCGCUAGCAAGCUCAGGACACAGCGUCACCGUUUAUGAACAGGCAGCUAAGCUCGGAGAGGUCGGUGCGGGAAUCCAAGUUCCCUCCAACUCCACCCGACUCCUCAGCAGACUCGGACUCGAUCCAUACCUCGAGAAAUACGUAACAGAGCCCGAGGUUAUUUCAUUUCGUCGGUGGGAAUCUGGAGAUGUCAUUGGUCUCACUCGCCUCAUGCCUGACUUUCGAAAUGUGUUUGAUGCACCUUAUUAUGUGAUUCAUCGAGCGGAUUUUCAUACUGCAUUACAUCAACGUGCAUUGGAUCUCGGCGUCACAAUCAAACUUGCUUCUCGUGUGACUGAGUAUAAUCCUCAGGGCUCGAGUAUAUUGCUCGAGAAUGGUACUGCUGUUUCGGCCGAUUUAAUUGUUGCUGCUGAUGGAGUCAAGUCUGUCGCGCGGAAAAUGGUUGAUGAACCAGGUCAAAAGGCCCUUGAACAAACUGGGUUUGCUGCUUAUCGGGCCACCGUGGAUGUUGCAAAGAUGAAGUCAGAUCCUGAAAUAUCCUGGUUGUUGGAGCGGCCUUCACUGAAUAUUUGGAUCGGCGAUCAAAGACAUGUCAUGACAUACACAAUCGGAGCAGGCAAAUCGUUCAAUAUGGUCCUUUCACAUCCGGAUACCACUGAUCCGACAGUCUGGGACCAGUCCGACGCAUUGAGCGACAUGAAACGAGAAUUUCAAGGGUGGGACAAGAGACUUGAAAAAAUCAUCGGGAUGAUCGAAAGCACCAUAAAAUGGCCCCUUGUAAGCGGUACCCCGCUCACCCGCUGGGCAAGUGGUCGCAUCAUAAUUCUAGGCGACGCGGCGCAUGCAAUGCUGCCAUACAUGUCACAAGGCAAAUUCCCAGGUGCCGCGAUGGCUGUCGAAGAUGGCGUGGCAUUGGCAUGUUCACUUGCCAAGAUCGACUCUAAGGCAGAUAUACUCCAAGCGCUGAGUAUUUUCGAACAAGUUCGGAUCGAUCGAACAAGCAAAAUGCAAGAAGCAAGUAUGUUGAACGGAAAGUUGUGGCAUUUUGCAGAUGGGCCGGUUCAGCGUGCUCGGGAUGCGGCUAUGCAGCCCGAGACAAAGGGUGAACCCUUUAGCCAUAGUCCGAAUCAGUGGAGUGACCCCGCAACACAGAUGUGGACAUACCAGUAUGAUGCAGAACUUGAGAUUGAAAAGGCCUGGCAAAUGGCA
Messenger RNA from Penicillium manginii, 1389 nucleotides. RefSeq lists its product as uncharacterized. The annotation marks the transcript as partial. Lineage: Eukaryota; Fungi; Ascomycota; Eurotiomycetes; Eurotiales; Aspergillaceae. The transcript has 7 exons. Gene Ontology annotation, molecular function: FAD binding; monooxygenase activity. Gene Ontology annotation, biological process: secondary metabolite biosynthetic process. The record is from RefSeq and is a predicted model, not a curated record.